AUGAGCUUCUCAACUCAAAGGAAGUUAAAUGAACGUUGGCCUGGGUUUGAGAUUGCUGAUGAUAUCGAUACUGUGCAUACGGAAGAUACCGGUAUCGUUCAUGCCGGCAGGUCUGUCACUGCCAUGCAAUAUCAGGCUCGGACCAAUGGAGCUACCCUGAAGGAAAACCACAGAGUGGAUAAAUUGACUCCUGAUGAAAACGGCGUUGUGAUUGAAACAUCCAAGAGGAAAUUUCAUGCCAAAAAGGUGAUUUUGGCAGCCGACGCCUGGGUCAACAAGCUUCUCAAGUCUCUUGGGUCCGAGAUUCCCGGUAUGACAGUUAUGCAAGAGCAAGUUACGCACUUCAAGCCCUUGGAUCCUGAGCGCUACGAGCCGAAAAACUUCCCCGUGUGGAUUUGGGAUCUGCUCAAGAAGUUGACGAAGUUUAUGGACACUAUCAUACCCGCCCAUGGCCCGGAGCUUCGAACCGUUACUUGUCAGUAUGCGAUCACGCCGGAUCGACAGUUCAUUAUUGGCCCCUUGAAGAAGCACCCGGACAUUAUCCUAGCCCAGGGGAAUGGACAUGCAUUUAAGUUUGCCCCUGCGAUCGGUCGAGUAGCGGCAGAACUCGCAAUUGACGGCAAGACGACGGAGGAUAUCUCCUUAUUUACCGUGCCAGACCCGAACAGCAGCAACCCUCGUCCAGCCCCUCCCGGCGGUAGCAAGCUGUAG
This is a messenger RNA of Penicillium manginii, 711 nucleotides long. RefSeq lists its product as uncharacterized. Lineage: Eukaryota; Fungi; Ascomycota; Eurotiomycetes; Eurotiales; Aspergillaceae. The coding region runs from base 1 to 711 and encodes 236 amino acids. The record is from RefSeq and is a predicted model, not a curated record. Gene Ontology annotation, molecular function: flavin adenine dinucleotide binding; sarcosine oxidase activity. The transcript is spliced from 2 exons.